UGCAACCUCAAAGUGCACCCAGUAGAAGAAAAACAAGUAGAACUCUGACAGGAGCCAGUAAUCUCUGUGAAGUACCAUUAACAACUGCCUCAACGCACCGUUAGCAACUGACUCAAGUCGGGGCCCCACCGUGGUAGCAGUCAUCUAGUUAACUCCCAUUUCCAUUCUCUCUUCAGUUCUCACUCGUCAUACUCCGGUACAUGAUUUUCCAUGUCGACUAAUACCCCAAGAACCCAACUUUCUAUCAAUAAAAUCAACGAAUCCCACAAAAUCUUACGAGUUGCCCUAAUUUCAAGAAUUCUUCUUAUAUCUCUAAUCAUCUUAUGGAGAUCUCUACUCAGUCCUUACGAUACUUCAGCAAUACUAAACCCUAACUGUCUCUCUUCAGAUUCGUACACUUCUUCUGAAUUGCCUAUUUGGCCUAAAAUUGGAUCCGCCAUAGAAGGAAGUAUUGUGUGGGAUGGAGUUUAUUUCAUCAGGAUCGCUCAAUGUGGUUAUGAGUAUGAACAGACCUAUGCAUUUUUCCCUCUUCUACCCAUUUUUAUUUAUAUACUAUCUCGAACUGUUUUUGCUCCACUGGUACCUAUUAUUGGAUACAGAGCGGUGUUAGGUUUAUCAGGAUACUUUAUCAAUAAUGUAGCAUUUUUGCUUUCAGCUGUUUACUUUUACAGGCUUUCAGUUAUUAUUUUGAAGGACGGUAAAACUGCAUUUCGCGCAUCCAUGUUAUUUUGCUUCAAUCCAGCUUCCAUAUUUUAUUCAUCAAUAUAUACAGAGAGUUUGUAUUCUUUAUUUUCUCUCGGUGGUAUAUACCACUUACUAUCUGGUGGAAGCACUAUCGCUGUGCUUCUGUUUGCUCUCUCUGGUGCUGCAAGAUCAAAUGGUGUGCUUAAUGCCGGCUAUAUCUGUUUUCAGGCAAUACAUCGGGCUUACGAUGCUAUCGUCCAGAAAAAACGUAUUGGGUUGGCUGUGAUGACUCUUAUAGAUGGAGCUUUGCGAUCUCUAUGCAUUUUUGCCCCAUUCGUUACUUUUCAAGCUUAUGGAUACCACAACCUUUGCCGGGGGCUCGUAUCAGAUGAAAUGAGGCCUUGGUGCAAAGCAAGAGUGCCUUUUUUGUAUGACUUCCUUCAAGGCCAUUACUGGGGGGUUGGUUUCUUUAAGUAUUUCCAGCUGAAACAGUUGCCCAACUUUCUUCUUGCGUCGCCUAUACUAUCUUUGGCACUCUGUUCAAUUGCACAUUAUGUGAAAUCGCGGCCUGAAAUUGUUAUCUCAUUGGGUUUCCGAGCUUCUCACAAGGAAAAGAACUUAGCUGCUAUUCUAUACCCUUCUGGAGUAAAAGGAAGAUUGAACGAUAUUCAGGUCUCAGCGAACUUCUCUUCUGAAGUCCUCAAAGAAAAUCCCACUCUUAAACAGAGGAAAAAGAUGGGCAAAGAACAAACUCUUAGUUCUUCUCUAGACACUAUACCAUCAGAGAACGAUGAAGUAGUUCCAGCAAAGUCAGACUAUGCUUCCAUAUCAGUUCUUCCGUUCGUUCUACACCUGGCGUUUAUGUCAGCCACAGCAUUUUUUGUGAUGCACGUUCAAGUGGCAACUCGCUUCUUGUCUUCCAGCCCUCCUCUGUAUUGGUUUUCUUCGUAUUUGAUGGCGUCCUGUGGCAGAUGUGCAUAUGUCAUUUGGGCAUACUCUGCGGCAUACAUCCUUCUUGGGAGUUUACUCUUCUCUAACUUUUAUCCCUUUACUUGACUCGCUUUUCUGUAUUAUCAAUUGUAGAUUAUGUAUAAUAUCUUCAGUUGUAUGAAUUUUGUUGGUAAUUUUGAAAAAA
Molecule: messenger RNA, 1819 nt
Organism: Papaver somniferum (opium poppy)
Lineage: Eukaryota; Viridiplantae; Streptophyta; Magnoliopsida; Ranunculales; Papaveraceae
Product: GPI mannosyltransferase 2-like
Exons: 8
Coding region: 211-1740 (509 amino acids)
Biological process (GO): GPI anchor biosynthetic process
Cellular component (GO): endoplasmic reticulum membrane; mannosyltransferase complex
Molecular function (GO): alpha-1,6-mannosyltransferase activity; GPI mannosyltransferase activity
Source: RefSeq, a predicted model, not a curated record